GGCAUUGGGCUGGCGCCGAGUUGGUGGGAGAUUCAAAAAUGUAGCUGGCAAACUUAUGCGAGCUGUUCUUACACACAGCAACGCACCGACUUACGGCAUUCUGACCUGGUAAGCCGCCAGUGUCUGAUCGUUCUUAAAUAAAAAAUUUACGGAGAGCACGAAGCCUCUGCCGCGAGUUUUUCAUUAUUAUUAUUUAUCUAAUUCAACAAUCGACACUUUAUUAUUUAUAUUUAAUAUCUAGUAACAAUAAAAAAGACAAUCACCAAUUACCUUCCAAAGGAUUUAAAUUACGCUUAUUUAUUUUCUUCAGUAGUGAUUUUAAAAUAAAUAUUAUUGUUUAAAAAAGACAACGUCCUGUGCACAAUUAAAGAGCUUUAUUUAAAAAAUAUAUAUUUAUAUAAUAUAAUAAUAUUAAUUACUGAUAAAAGUCUGCAGGUGCAGGUGUAAAUUAUAAAAAUAUUUAGUUUGUGUCGAGAAAGUGUGUGUGUGUGUUAAUGUGUAGGAAAGACUGUAGUAAGCCCAAGUUUAAAAGUUAAAUCAUCAACAAAACUGUCAAAGUAUAGUGUUUAGUUGUAUUUGUAUGUAACUUGGGCUGGUAAAACCGUUAAAGUCUAUAGUCUAUACCUACUAGUAGUUGUGGAUGUAGUAGCAGUGAGUGUUAUUCUAUUCCAAGAAUUAAACUGACGACUCAAAUUAUAGCCGGCAAAUAAUAAAACUGCCGACAGAGACUGGAUCUCUGGAAAGGUUCCAUUUAAAAAAUAAAAUAAAAGGAAAAAAUUGAUUGAAGGAUAAUUCGAUCGAGUUUAACAUGGAUCUAUUGUGCUGCGAGACUACUGAGGAAACAGAAUGUCAUGCUUAUCCGGAUCCAGCUCUUCUUGGAGACGACAGAGUUCUACAGAAUUUACUAAAAACUGAGGAACGUUACGCACCCAGCAGUUCUUACUUUGAAUGCGUCCAGAGAGACAUCACGCCGCUCAUGCGCAAGAUUGUCGCCGAGUGGAUGUUGGAGGUUUGCGAAGAAAGAAAGUGCCAAGAAGAAGUGUUCCCAUUGUCAAUGAAUUACCUCGACAGAUUUUUGUCUAUAUGUCCAAUCAGAAAAACGCAACUACAAUUACUGGGAACGGCGUGUCUUUUAUUGUCAUCGAAACUCCGUGAGACUAGGCCACUGACUGCCGAUCUCCUCGUUUAUUACACCGACAACUCAAUCACACUCGAUGACCUCUGGAGGUGGGAGCAGCUGGUGGUUUCAAAGUUAAAAUGGGAAUUGUCAGCGGUAACGCCUGGUGACUUUCUCCUGCACAUCCUCAGCCGUCUCCCAGUUGAUUCACGGGCAUGGGACUUUUUGAUGAUAAAACGGCAUGCGCAGACCUUCAUUGCACUCAGCGCGAGAGAGUACAAAUUUUCAAUGUACACGCCGAGUAUGAUUGCAGCUGCUAGCAUCGCAGCGGCACUUCACGGACUCGAUUGGACUGGAAAAAGUGGUUAUGGACUUGCUGGACUGCUCGAUGAACUUACCCGUAUCACAGCCAUUGAACAGGAUUACUUACAAGGAUGCCUCGAACAAGUUGAAGAAAUGGUGUCGCAGGCGCGAAUCGCCGGCACCAGUGAUCAGUACCAGUCGUCAAAUCAAACCGGGGGUAAAAGCCCACCUCUGAGACCGUUGGGGGAUCAGAACACGAGCCAGGACAAGAUAAUGGAACAUGAAAAGGCGGGCACACCUACUGACGUCAGAGAUGUCCACUUUUGAUCCUGGCUCGUUAAAAAUAAUAAUUAUUUGGAGAUGUUCAUUAACAAACUGAUGGCUGAUUGACAUUCUUCCAUCGAUUUAGAUUUUUUAAAAUCGAGCAAAUGAUAAGUCAUCAAGACAAUCCAGGUUGUUGUUGCUCGUACGUCGAUUGUGUCUCAAGUCUGCUAAUCUGCUAAUGUUUUGUCGUCAGACGUUAAUUAUUUGAGACAGACGUAUUGGGGGAAGGCAAUGCAAUACGCUUUACGCAUUUAGAUUUUUUAAGUACACUUAAUUAAUUGCAAGGCGGUACUACGAUUAUUAUUAUUAUUAUUCAAUUAUUGAGUAAGAAAAAAAAUAAUAAAAAUAACAAAAAAAAAAAACAUCUAAUGAUGCAAAACAAAAAAAUAAUAAUUGUAAUAGUUUAUUACAGACAGUAAUAGUAUCAAUAAUUAUAAUUAAUAAAUGAUAGUCAUAUCAAGUCAUCGAGGAUUUUGUAUAUAGCGUAUGAUGAAAAUAAUUUAACGGAUUAUUAUAUUUUUAUUAUUUUAUAUUACGUAUAACUGAUUAUGUGUUAUUAUUAUUAUUAUCAUUAUGAUUUUUUUAAUUUCAUAUUGAGAAUGGCAUGACGAUGUGUGACGUAUGAGUGUUUAAAUUGUAAGAGUGAAUUAAUCGAGUGAUUUAAAUUAAAAGUAUGGAAUAAAAUGAACGUAAUUGUGGUAUUAGACGAUGAUUGAAAAAAAUUAUAAUUAAAAUUUAGCGGUUAGAAAUUUUUUGUUUUUCCGCAGUUUAUGUUUUAUGUUUAUAAUUAUUAUUAUUAUUAUUAUUAUUAUUAUUAUUAUUAUUAUUAUAUAUUAUAUAUAUAUUGUAUUUAAAAAAAAAAAAAAUGAUGAAAAUUUGAGAAAUGUUGUGUUGAAUCCGUUUGUAAAUAUUAUAGUAUAUAUAGCUUGUUCUAAUUGAUAAUAAUUAUGAUUUAAGGUAUUUUAGGAUAUUAAAAAAACAGUUAUUUAAAUAAUAAUAAUGAUAACAAUGAUAAUGUUGCCACAUUUGAGAUGUUUGAAUUUUAAAAACGGACGCUGGGUCCAGAAUUUAGUUGUGGCAGGAUCUGAAAGUUGUAAUUCUAGUAGAUAUGAUUAUUUAUAUCAAUGAGAAUUAGUUGGUACUUAAGUUUUAAAUAUAAAGAGCGUAAUAACGUAAAUAAUUUUUUUAUUGACCGAAAUAAUUAAUGCUAAUUAAUAUUAUAAUUAAUUUUUUCUCGUGAAAAAUAUUUAGUCGGGAUUAAUUAUUUCGUUCAGUAAAUAAAUGAAAAUAAACAAUAAAAAAGUUAAAUCAUACUUUUUAUAACCAAAUUGUAGUACAAUUUAAAAUGUGAAUAAUAUAAAUAACUUUUGUUUCUGGAACAAAUAGAUAUACAAAUGUACCAUAUAGUAAUGUUAUAGUUUAGCUGUUAAUAAUAAUAAUGAUAAUAAUGAUAAUGAAUAAAAAAAAAUUGAACUGGGAAUCGUACUCGGAGUUUUUGAAAAUUUUUAAAAUCAACAAAUAAAUAUAUUUAUUAUUAUUAUUGUUAUUAUUAUAGAUUAAUAUUAUUGUUAUAUUGUAAUAACGUAAAUAUUACGUUAAAAAAUAAAAAUAUUCCGUGUACCUGUUGACAAGGUGUUUAGAAAUUCUUGUGAAUUAAAUCAGGUACGAUUAAUUCGAUAUAAUGAUCUAGUGCCUUGAAAAAAAAAAAAAAAAAAAACACAAUAAAAACCUGAGAAAAAUUAAUAAUUAAUAUCAGUACGAUAAUUCCAGUGAAGACUAUUUAAUUAAAUUGUUGGAUGAUCACCGCAAGAAUAUAAUUUUUUACAUGCAAAUGUGAACUGUUUUUUUUCUUUUAUUAUUUUUAUGCGGCACUUGAUGCCUUGAUGUAUAAUUAAUUAGCUGUAAUAGUUUUAAUAUUCAGGAUAACUUUGACACGUCCAUUUACUAGUUUGCAAUAGACCAUUGAUAUACCUCAAGCUCAUUAUUAAAUUCUCCACAUGAUUCCUUAUUAUUAAGACCUGUAAGUUAUAAAUGUCUGGAAUCACUCUGAUUUUUUUUUUAAUUUAAUAAAAAUCUAAAUUUGUAAUAUGUAACUCUUUACUUCAUUGUACAUAUCACACUUGCGAAACGCAUAGUCGAAAAAUAAAGUAUUCGUAUUUUAUACACAAAUAAUAA
Molecule: messenger RNA, 3919 nt
Organism: Microplitis demolitor
Lineage: Eukaryota; Metazoa; Arthropoda; Insecta; Hymenoptera; Braconidae
Gene: CycD
Product: G1/S-specific cyclin-D2
Exons: 5
Coding region: 809-1747 (312 amino acids)
Biological process (GO): positive regulation of G1/S transition of mitotic cell cycle; mitotic cell cycle phase transition; regulation of cyclin-dependent protein serine/threonine kinase activity
Cellular component (GO): nucleus; cytoplasm; cyclin-dependent protein kinase holoenzyme complex
Molecular function (GO): cyclin-dependent protein serine/threonine kinase regulator activity
Source: RefSeq, a predicted model, not a curated record